CCCACACAUAUGCAUACAUUUCAUUCCUUAGUCCAGUGAAUCUAUUGAAUGGAUUCCCCCUAUAUAUUCUCCUCCCCUCGUUUUUAACGGCUAUUACAUCCCCGGACCUUCUCGAUUCGCAAAAUUGCUAUUGCUAUUGUUAUUGUUAUUCCAGGAAGGAACGGACGGACGGAGAUUUCAUCGUUCUUCGGGUAUAGAAUUUUGGGGGUAAAUUUCAGAAAAUGGCUGCGCCGGUGACGAACGGGCAGCAGGUUAAUUAUAAAGGCGGCACGGCGGCGAAUGGGCCGCAGGUGAACAAGAAAGGGGCGGGGGCGGGGGCGGGGGCGGGGGCGGGGGCGGGGGCGGGGGCGGCGGUCGGCAUCGAUGGGCCGACCAAUCCCAUGGUGACGUCCCUCCUCACGGAUCUUUACCAGUUCACCAUGGCGUAUGCGUACUGGAAAGCCGGGAAGCACAAGGAACGUGCUGUAUUUGACUUGUAUUUUCGGCGAAAUCCUUUUGGUGGUGAGUACACUGUUUUCGCCGGGUUGGAAGAGUGUGUAAAGUUGAUCGCGAAUUUUAGAUUUACUGAGGAUGAUAUUGCCUUCAUCAAGGCGACUUUGCCUUCCUCGUGCGAGGUUGGCUUUUUUGACUAUCUUCGCGGCAUAGAUUGUUCAGAUUUGGAGAUACAUGCUAUUUCUGAGGGAUUUGUCGUUUUUCCAAAGAUACCAUUGAUGAGGAUCGAGGGCCCUGUAGCCGUGGUUCAAUUGCUCGAGACCCCGCUUGUUAAUCUCAUAAACUUUGCAUCAUUAGUUGCGACAAAUGCAGCGCGACAUCGGUUUGUUGCUGGGAAAUCCAAACUUCUUCUUGAAUUUGGGUUGCGAAGGGCACAGGGCCCUGACGGGGGCAUAGGAGCAUCAAAAUAUUGCUAUAUGGGUGGAUUCGAUGCAACAAGCAAUGUGGCUGCCGGGAAACUAUUUGGAAUACCGCUUCGGGGGACGCAUUCUCAUGCCUACGUCAGCUCAUUUUUGAGCCCUGAUGAGAUCACGGAGAAGUUGCUGAGAAGCUGUGAUGGCUCGCGUGUUUGUGAGGAUUUUGUGAGCUUGGUUCGGACCUGGUUGAGAAAGUUAAAAUUGUCUCAUUCGUUGGGAGGGCUUUUUGGUGAAACAAAUCCAAGUGAGUUAGCUGCUUUUGCCUCGUAUGCUCUGGCAUUUCCAUCGAACUUUCUGGCCCUUGUUGAUACUUACGACGUUAUGCGAAGUGGUAUUCCUAAUUUUUGCGCAGUGGCCCUGGCUCUGAAUGAAUUUGGCUAUAAAGCUGGAGGCGUUCGACUGGACUCGGGUGACAUUGCAUACUUGUCAUGCGAGACGCGGAAGUUCUUUCAGGCUGUUGAGAAGGAGUUUAAAGUGCCGGAUUUUGGGAAGACAGCCAUUACAGCGAGCAACGACCUCAAUGAAGAAACUCUGGAAAUUUUGAAUAAGCAGGGUCAUGAAAUUGAUGCAUUUGGAAUAGGAACUCAUUUGGUCACUUGUUAUGCUCAACCCGCCCUUGGUGUUGUCUUCAAAUUGGUCGAAAUAAAUAAUCAGCCUCGUAUCAAGCUAUCUGAAGAUGUUUCGAAGGUUUCCAUUCCAUGCAAAAAGAGAUGUUAUCGACUCUACGGGAAGGAAGGCUACCCUCUUGUAGACCUUAUGACGGGGGAGAAUGAAUCGCCCCCUAAGGCGGGCCAACGGAUAUUAUGUCGCCAUCCGUUCAGCGAGUCCAAAAGAGCUUACGUGAUACCACAACGCGUGGAGGAACUUAUGAAGUGUUAUUGGCCGGGAAGCUCCAGAAAACCGAGGGAAGAUCUACCGCCCCUUAAUCAGAUCAGAGAACAAUGCAUCCAACAACUGGACCAGAUGCGAACCGACCACAUGAGAAGAUUGAACCCCACGCCGUACAAGGUCAGCGUAAGCGCGAAGCUCUACGAAUUCAUUCAUUUCUUGUGGCUGAAUGAAGCUCCUGUGGGAGAGUUGCAGUGAAGAUAGAAUGAAGAUGACAGACAAUUUAAGAUGUGAUGAUCAGAUCAAAUGGUACACAGAAUCUUCAUACAGCAGCAACAACUUCUUUGUAGGUAAUAUAUAUAUAUAUAUAUAUUGUAUGUGUAGAUGAUGUUUUAGUGUUGAUUUAAAGGAGGGACAUUUUCAGUUUCUUGGAUUUUAUGAUCCCUUCUGUUGUAGAGAAAUUAAUUAAUCUGUGGUUCUUUAUACUGAAUAGGGAUUAUGUUUAUAUAAAAUUAAAUCUAAUUUUAUCUAUU
Messenger RNA from Andrographis paniculata, 2269 nucleotides. Its product is annotated as nicotinate phosphoribosyltransferase 2-like. Bases 222 to 1994 code for a protein of 590 amino acids. Gene Ontology annotation, biological process: NAD+ biosynthetic process. The record is from RefSeq and is a predicted model, not a curated record. NCBI's taxonomy places the organism in Eukaryota, Viridiplantae, Streptophyta, Magnoliopsida, Lamiales, Acanthaceae. Gene Ontology annotation, molecular function: nicotinate phosphoribosyltransferase activity. The transcript has 15 exons.